Coccinella septempunctata (seven-spotted ladybird) is the source of this 4162-nucleotide messenger RNA. It is a transcript of the gene bsf, whose product is annotated as leucine-rich PPR motif-containing protein, mitochondrial. Gene Ontology annotation, molecular function: protein binding. NCBI's taxonomy places the organism in Eukaryota, Metazoa, Arthropoda, Insecta, Coleoptera, Coccinellidae. The transcript is spliced from 4 exons. The record is from RefSeq and is a predicted model, not a curated record. Bases 57 to 4106 code for a protein of 1349 amino acids.
CGAUUUCAUGCUUCAAUCAAUCUAAAAUCUAAACGAAAAACGAAAAUCUUAAAAGUAUGGCUUCGAUAUUAAGGUCUUCAAAAUUUGCCAGAUAUGUUGUAGGGUUCGCUAGAAAUGUUGUUGUGAACACACCAAGAGAAUUUGAUGGAAAUUUCGUUAAUGCUUCCCAAUGUUUGUGUGGAGCCGUAACUACACCAUUUUCAUCUCAAGCAACAUUGCAUCAUGAACAGAAUUUGGAAAAAAGCUUAAAAAGAAUAGAUCAAGAUGUUAGAAAAUCAGGUAGAAUAUCUAAACGAGACAUUGAGGAUGUCUUGGAAGAAAUCAGAUCAAAUCGUUCAGCAACAACUUCACAGUCCCUGCUUGUUAUCAGAUGUUGCGGUAACUUAGUGCCCGAAGAAUUACCAGAAGUCCGAACAAAACUAGUCAAAGAAAUAUGGAAUACUUUACACAAACUAAAUGUACCAAUGGAUGUAUCUCAUUACAAUGCUCUGUUACGAGUGUAUAUAGAGAAUGAAUAUGAGUUUUCUCCUGUAGAUUUUCUGUCUGAAAUGAAAGAAAAGAAUAUCGAACCUAACCGAGUGACGUACCAGCGUUUGAUCAUGCAAUAUUGCUUAAAAGGUGAUAUAGAAGGAGCAACAAAUAUAUUAGAACAUAUGAAGCAACAACAAUUACCAGUGAAUGAAAAUGUAUUCAAUGCACUUAUUGUUGGACACUCAAACCUAAAUGAUAUGGAAUCGGCACAGGAUGUGUUGAAUUUGAUGGUGCAGGCUGGACUGGAGCCGAGUGCGGACACUUACACAUCGUUACUCUGCGGAUAUGCCAAGCAGGGUGAUAUAGAAACAAUGAAAAAGAUCCUUGAAGAAUGUGAAGCUAAAGAUAUAUUUUUACUCGAUAAAGAUUUCUUAGAAAUUGCAUCUGCUCUUGCCAUAAACGGUCACGACGAACAUUUGCCAGUAAUUUUAGGAAAAAUGCGCAAGGCUGUGGGUUAUAAUCAGGAUGCAGUUAAUACAGUUUUGAAUUUGGUGAAUAAAGCGAGAGAGAAACCUGCCUAUGAAAUUCUCAAAACGAUGAACAGGAAUUAUAACAAAGAUGGCUCACCUGUGAACAGUGGUGUCUUUUUCAUAAAACAACUGAUAAAAAUGAGAAGACCCGUUAAAAGCAUCAUAGAAUUGUGUGACAAAAUGGAUCUUGACGGAUUAAUGAGCAAACCCCUCCUUUUUGCCCUUGAAACGGCAAUAGAAAAGGGUAACGAACAAAUCGCGUAUCCGCUUAUGGAAGAAUUGAGAAAACGUGGACAAGAGAUAAGGCCGCACUUUUUUUGGCCUCUGAUUCGAAUCAGAUCCAAAGAUGACGGAAAUGAGGGGGUUCUUCAGGUGUUGAGUAAAAUGAAGAGUAUGGGGGUGCCACUCAGUAACGAAACUAUAAAAGACUUUGUCAUUCCCAGUUUAAAAGGUAGCUUUAGUGAUAUAAUAAAAAUUUUAACCCAGUCUGAUAUAUCGGUUGGAAGCAGCGCUUUGAACAUAGCAAUUUCGCUUCUGAGACAAGACAGAAUACAGGAGGUUUCCUGGCUAAUGACUCGAGUCCCAGCUUAUUACAAUCCCGAAGCGAUGGCUCGUUGCCUGUCUCAGGCUUUCUACAAAACGAAGGAUCUAGACUCCUACAUGACGAUCAUAAGGGAAAUUUACGAGAAUUUAGAUAGACGUGUCAACUUUGUGAGGGGAGAACACGAGAAGUUUCUGAGUAAAGCCGAAGUCGUCGGUAAUUUGGUAGCGGAUUUGAUGUUCAGCAAGACCAACUUUCCCCUGGUGAUCGAAGACGUGCUGACCAGGCUGAAAGAGCAAGGUUUGAGUAUAUCGACCAGCGCUGCCGAAAAAAUUCAAGAAUCGUUAGGGGACAAGGUGAACGAUCAAAUUUCAGCCCUAUUGGGAACGUUGACGUCUGGGGAACUGACACCCACUUCUCUCUCUCGUAAACCCCCGGUAUACAUCCCUUCGCAUCAGAUGAACAUGGCUCAGUUGGAAAAACUGAUCGAAAAUUGUUCGACCAAAAAUAUGGAUGUGAGAGGGCUGAAACGACAACUAUUCUCCCUUUACUAUCGAGCUAGGGAGUUGGAAAAGACUGAAACUCUCAUGGAAGAUCUGAAAAAAACCCCGGACUUCUUCUACUCCCCUGGCAUCUACGCCCAACUGAUGGAUCUUUACGCCUAUCAUGACAAGUUCGAAAAGGCCACCGAGUACUUGGAGAAACUGAAAGAAAUGGAGAAAGACGUCUGCCUGAGCGACACCAAAAUUCUGCGUUACGCUUUCCUCCUGUACAAAAAUGACAGGUUCGAAGAGGCCCUGAAAUUCAUGGAGGAAACGAACAGGGACCGAACCUCGGGCGAGGAAGAGAAAAAUUUCGUUUACAUAUCGUUAGCCUGGCGAUUCAUGAAUUCUGUGGCGGAGAAGGGUCGCGUGGAAGAUUUAGAAAAACUGUUCAAUCUGUUGGUGUCGAAGGAGUACGUUGCUGUGAAUAACGUUUUACUCGGACCCUUGAUAAAGGUGCACCUUGUUAACAAUGAUCUAGAUAAGGCGCUGGCGAAAUUCGAGGAGAUGGUCAAUCUGUACAAGGCGACUCCGUGGAAGAACGAACUGGCUUGUAGAUUGAUCCAAGCUGAAGAUGCUGAAAAGCUCCAAAAAUUGACGGAUUUGAGCACAAUGGUCCACGGUGAAAUCAACAGUUUGUACGAUUUGGUGUUCUCGUUCAUAGAGUGCGGAAGGAUCAGACAGGCCAGGAGGAUAUUGGAAACUCCAGGACUUCAAAACAGACCGCAUAGGUUGAACACAGCGUGCGAACGUUACAGGCAAGAAGGCAUGGUUAAACCGUUGGAACACCUGAAGGAUGCCACGAAAGAUCUGAAUCACAUCGAUAGAUCCGAAAUUUACUACCAGUUAUUGCUGAGUUACAUCAAAGAAGACGACACUGAUAAAGCUAUGGGUUUAUGGACGCAGAUGCAAGAAGAGAACUUACCACCUUCCGAUCAGUUCCUAAUCACCCUAUCCAAGCAUCUACAAGAAAAAGGUAUGGAAGUGCCGUUCAUCGUUCCGGAAGAAAAAAAAGUGAUGAUAGUAAAACCCGAAGAACCCCCCAAAAAAACCCCCAUACACAUUUUCAGGAGCUUCUUGAAAUCCGACAAGUACCUGGAGGCUUUCGAGUACAGGAGAAACGUGAAUAACCAGUGGAACAACAUGGAAUCGGCGGAACUCUUGGAGAAGCUGGUCCAGAAUAACGAACUGGAUAAAGCUUUCACCCUCACCAUGGAACUGAUCAAUAAGAACAAUCCACCGAUAAGCAGGGUUUUCAAGUUUGCCAUGAACAGGCUGGCGUUGGCGGGUAAAGUUGAUGAAAUUCGGGCUAUCGGAGCUAAGAUCGAUAUGGAUAUGAAGAAGGUUUUGUCUUACGAUAAUAGGUUAUGUCAUGCGACUGUCGUUGCUGGCAAGGCGAUCGAAUAUCUGGAGCAUCUCGAUAGGGAAAUAGACUCUGCAAAUACGGAUGAGGAAUUGAAGUAUGUGAGUGAGAAAUUUCCACGAGGAGGGGCAUAUGGCAUUUUAGAACAUCAUCCUGAGCUAUUGGAACAAUAUGAAAGCGUAACGAAAAAAUAUGCUGCUAAAGGAAUUUUGGCUCCUGUUAACAUCCUGUGGACUCAUUACUUCACCAAAGGCAACUACGAGAAAGCUAAAGAGUUGUGGGAUAAUUACCUGACAGGCGCAUCAAGAAUAAUGUUCCAAAGGGUCGUUCAAGUCGCGAGAAACACACACAAUGAGGAGGUAGUCAGGAAUUUGAUUGUUCAUCUGAAGACUAGUAACAUCACAGAGGGGGCGUUGGGCAAUGUGUACAGUUGUUUAUUAGACAUUAAAUAUGCAAAAGGCCCAGCCAAUGAAGUAGUAGAAACCUUUGAGGAAGCACUCAAAGACGUCAGUGUGGAUAGCAUGAACAGAACGGCGAUUCUUAGGGUUAAAAGUUGCUACGAUGAAAUAGGGAAACCUUUCAACCAUAAAGUCCCCCCAAAGAAUAAGAACCAAAACACGAGCAGUAGUAGUUCUAGUAGUGAAGUCGAAACUAAAUAGGUUUAAGAUUCGUUAUAAUGUAAUUAAUUGUUUUAUAAUAAAACUUCCCAACACAA